UCACUGUUCAGCGCCCAGUGGCCGGGCUUCUCCCGGCUCGGGUUGGAGCCGCGGCCUCGAUGUCCUUUCCGCGGUGUGCCCUGCUGUGGGCUCGGCUCCCGGCGGGGCGCGGGGCUGGGUCCCGGGCGGCCACCCGCUCCGCCCUUCGCGCCCUCGUGGGGCCUUUCCCCGGGGCUCCAGGACGCGUUCCCUGCCUAGCCGCCUCCUCCUCUGCCUCCGGGGGCUCCAAAGCCCCGAACACGUCCUUGUUCGUGCCGCUGACAGUGAAGCCUCAGGGUCCCAGCGCCGACGGCGACGUGGGUGCCGAGCUCACUCGGCCUCUGGACAAGAACGAAGUAAAGAAGAUCUUAGACAAGUUUUAUAAGAGGCAAGAAAUUCAAAAACUGAGUGCGGACUAUGGACUUGAUGCCCGACUCUUCCACCAAGCUUUCAUAAGCUUUAGAAAUUACAUUAUGCAAUCCCACUCCCUGGAUGUGGACGUUCACAUUGUCUUGAAUGAUAUCUGCUUCAGUGCAGCUCACGUGGACGACUUAUUUCCAUUUUUCUUGAGACAUGCCAAACAGAUAUUUCCUGUAUUGGAAUGCAAGGAUGACCUCCGUAAGAUCAGUGACUUGAGGAUCCCACCCAACUGGUACCCAGAAGCCAGAGCCAUACAACGGAAGAUAAUAUUCCACUCUGGCCCCACCAACAGUGGAAAGACUUACCAUGCAAUCCAGAGAUACUUGUCAGCGAAAUCUGGAGUGUACUGUGGCCCUUUGAAACUGCUGGCACACGAGAUCUUUGAUAAGAGUAAUGCUGCUGGAGUACCAUGUGACUUGGUGACAGGUGAAGAGCGGCAGACAGUUGAGCCUGAGGGGAAACAAGCCACCCAUGUCUCUUGUACUGUGGAGAUGUGCAGUGUUACAACUCCUUAUGAAGUGGCUGUGAUCGAUGAAAUUCAGAUGAUUAGAGACUCAGCCAGAGGAUGGGCCUGGACCAGAGCACUGCUAGGACUCUGCGCUGAAGAAGUCCAUUUGUGCGGAGAAUCUGCUGCUAUUGACCUGGUCACUGAGCUUCUGGACACAACUGGUGAGGAGGUAGAGGUUCACAAAUAUGAAAGGCUUACCCCCUUUUCUGUGCUGGAUCAUGCACUGGAGUCUUUAGAUAAUCUUCGGCCUGGGGACUGCAUUGUCUGUUUUAGCAAGAAUGAUAUUUAUUCUGUGAGCCGACAGAUUGAAAUUCGGGGACUGGAAUCCGCUGUCAUAUAUGGCAGCCUCCCACCUGGGACCAAACUUGCUCAAGCACGAAAGUUUAAUGACCCCAGUGAUCCAUGCAAAAUCCUGGUAGCUACAGAUGCCAUUGGCAUGGGACUUAAUUUGAGCAUAAGGAGAAUUAUUUUUUACUCCCUUAUAAAGCCCAGCAUCAAUGAAAAGGGAGAGAAGGAGCUAGAGCCAAUCACCACCUCCCAAGCUCUGCAGAUCGCUGGCCGAGCCGGCAGGUUCAGCUCCCACUUUAAGGAGGGAGAGGUCACAACAAUGCACCGGGAGGACUUGGCUUUGCUGAAGGAGAUUCUGAACAGACCUGUGCCUCCCAUACAGGCAGCUGGUCUUCACCCCACUGCUGAGCAGAUUGAGAUGUUUGCCUACCAUCUCCCUGAGACAACGCUGUCCAAUCUCAUCGAUAUUUUUGUAGACUUUGCACAAGUUGAUGGGCAGUAUUUUGUCUGCAAUAUGGAUGAUUUUAAGUUCUCUGCAGAGUUGAUCCAGCAUAUUCCACUAAGUCUGCGGGUGAGGUAUGUGUUCUGCACGGCCCCCAUCAACAAGAAACAGCCUUUUGUCUGCUCGUCCCUGUUACAGUUUGCCAGGCAGUAUAGCAGGAAUGAGCCCCUGACCUUUGCUUGGUUACGCCGGUACAUCAAGUGGCCUUUGCUUCCGCCUAAGAAUAUUAAAGACCUCAUGGACCUUGAAGCUGUCCAUGAUGUCUUUGAUCUCUACCUGUGGCUAAGCUACCGAUUUAUGGAUAUGUUCCCGGACUCCAGCCUCGUUCGAAAUCUCCAGAAAGAACUGGAUGUCAUUAUCCAAGAUGGUGUGCACAACAUCACCAAACUGAUUAAAAUUUCUGAGUCACGCAAGCUUUUGAAGCUGGAGAGCCUAUCUUCAGGGAGCCAGUCAACUUUGUCAGGAGCCUUAAAGAGCCCGGCAAGAAGGACACGUGGCACCAAAGGUGCUGGGGGUAAAGCGGCAGAGGCACCCAGCCCCGGCGCCGGGGAGCUGCCCCUCGCCUCCAGGCUGGUGCAGCAAGGACUCCUCACUGCAGACAUGCUGAAGCAGCUCCAGAAAGAGUGGCUGACACAGCGACCAGAGCAGGGCAGAGAGAAGGCCGGGACAAGAAGGAAGAAGAAGGACCCCAACUCCGAAUAGGUUUUUUAACUUUGCAAAUAAAAUCGAUAUUAAAUCCUUA
Peromyscus eremicus (cactus mouse) is the source of this 2439-nucleotide messenger RNA. RefSeq names its product Suv3 like RNA helicase (gene Supv3l1). The record is from RefSeq and is a predicted model, not a curated record. NCBI's taxonomy places the organism in Eukaryota, Metazoa, Chordata, Mammalia, Rodentia, Cricetidae. The transcript has 15 exons. The coding region runs from base 60 to 2399 and encodes 779 amino acids. Gene Ontology annotation, molecular function: ATP binding; hydrolase activity, acting on acid anhydrides; RNA helicase activity. Gene Ontology annotation, biological process: RNA catabolic process; mitochondrial RNA 3'-end processing. Gene Ontology annotation, cellular component: mitochondrial degradosome.